Molecule: messenger RNA, 2454 nt
Organism: Hemicordylus capensis (graceful crag lizard)
Lineage: Eukaryota; Metazoa; Chordata; Lepidosauria; Squamata; Cordylidae
Gene: TEKT5
Product: tektin 5
Exons: 7
Coding region: 988-2454 (488 amino acids)
Biological process (GO): cilium movement involved in cell motility; cilium assembly
Cellular component (GO): sperm flagellum; microtubule cytoskeleton; nucleus
Source: RefSeq, a predicted model, not a curated record
ACAUUCUGAGGGGGACACAAAAGGGAUGAUGAACAUUCACCGAGGAGAAGGAGGAAGAGAGAAACGUGGGGCCUCCGCCACCCUUCCCUCACCGUGAGGCGGCAGAUCCAUCAACGCCUGUCCGUUACCCUCCGCCAUAGCAGAACCAGCUGCCGGAAGAAGCGAACAGGAACGCUUACCUAAACAAGUCCCUCACAACCCCGGAACAUAAAAGUCGCCUGGGGUGUGCACGGGGAAAAAGAGUCCCCCGCAAGUGCUACUUGUGACGCACUUCCGAAUCCAGAACGAAAAUAAUGACCGCGGAACACCUGCACGCAUGCGCGUUCGCGGGGGGGGGGAAGCUGUCAGAAGGGAACAAAACGUGAAUAGAAAGGCGGGAGGGGCAUGCCACGUGACGCUAACCGGCGUUUUCUAUUGGAUGUUCGCUGCCUCUCGUGCGUGUUUUGGCACGAGGCCUUUACUCGCACGUUAGGUUUGUCACCAUCUCUCGCCUGUUUGUCUGUGGAAAGCACCACGGAAUCCCCGGGACAGAAAAACAACCAUUAUAAUAAUUAGACUACCAAAUAUAAUUCUAAAAUAUGGAAAUAUAAUCAAAGAACAGUGAAAAUAAAGCAAAAAUAACUUAAGUCAUGGUACCAGGGGAUGCAUGACUGAAAUUCAAACAAGCAGCACGUGCCCGGAUGGAACACUUGUGCUGUCUAAUAAAAGAAGCAGGCUGCAGGCUUUGAUAUAUGUUAAUACUACUCCAUAUUUUGACCUGUUCUGAAUGUGUGCGUUUUACGACCCCCAAAAAACAGACAUGAUGAGUGCACCCUUCAAGACCCCUUUUCUGGGAUCCUGAUGUCCUCACCAAUCCUUUGUGACACCAUGAGUGAGUCACAGUGCUUAAACCAGCCAUGCAGGAAAACCCAAAUUGCAGCUGCCCCAUUUUCUGGGCUGCAGCCACUGGCCUGAAAAGGAGGUUGGCUGACCAAAUUGUGGACUCUGAUGGAAUUCCUUGGCACCACCCAGACUGCCAGCUAUUGUGGCCCAAGGAAAAGCUGCCUGCUUCCAGAGGUGGCUCCUACCAGCCUUAGCCAGGACAGUUACCAGUCUUAUUACCUGCCAGGUUACCGCUAUUUAAAUUCUUGGAGACCCAGCCUGUUCUACAAAGUCUCUUCUCUCCGCUCCAGUGAGGAUGGGCAAGGAUGUGGGCGCAUCAGCGCCCCGUUACGGCCGACUACGAUUCUCCCCUCGGUGCGAUCAUCCUUGUAUGCUCGCUACAGCCCCCACGACUGGUACAAAGCACACACCGGCCAGAUCCAAGGAUCUGAAGCUUACCGGCACUGGGCCAGCAGGUUGAACGCUGACUCAGCACGACUGAUGCAAGACAAGGACCAGCUGACUCGGCAGCAGCAGGAGGAUUCUGGGAAGAAUCUUGGGCAGCGGCUGGCUGACAUUGACUUCUGGAGGUCUGAGCUGACAUAUGAACUCGAACGGCUGCUUACUGAGACCCGAGCUCUGGACACAGCCAAGAGGCGCCUGGAGUGUGCAGCUGAUGAAGCCCAAAGACCACUCCAGGUUGCCUUGGAAUGCUUAUACAAUCGGGAGAAACGGAUGGGAAUUGACUUGGUCCACGAUGAUGUUGAAAAGAAUCUCAUCCAGGAGGUUGAUUUGAUCAGAACAUGCCAAGAUAAAAUGAGAAGGCUUGCAGAACGAAUUGAUCAACAACUGAACAUUAACCGAGAUGCACAACACGCCCUUGAAAGGGACCUCGGUGACAAAAGCUCUGCCCAUUUCAUUGAUGAGAAGUGUUAUAAUCUGAGGAAUACUUCCGACAGCAUCAACUUCUACCACGGAGUGGAAAAGAUCGAUGGAACGGUUUCAGUCCCUGAAACAUGGGCCAAGUUUAGCGACGACAACAUCCGGUAUUCUCAGAAUGCCCGGGCCAAUUCAGCCACCCUUCGUGAUGAGGCAGAGCAUACACUGGAGACCACAUCCGAGGAUAUGUGGAGGCAAUGGACGGACACCAACUUGGCUUUUGAUGCACGCAUCUCAGAAAUAGCUGAUGCAAAGAACAAGCUGCAGGCACAGCUGGCUAAGACACUUCAAGAGAUAUUUCAGACAGAGAAUACAAUCAUGUUACUGGAAAGAGCUAUAAUGGCUAAGGAAUGUCCACUCAAGGUGGCUCAGACCCGUCUUGAAGCAAGAACCUGGCGACCAAAUAUGGAGCUAUGCCGUGAUAUACCGCAGUUCAAGCUGGUCAAUGAAGUUUUCACCAUCGACGACACACUGCAGACUCUGAAGCUCCGCUUGCGCGAAGCCCAAGACACUCUUCAGCUGCUGAUCCUCAACAAGGCGAGGCUGGAGCAUGACCUCCUGGUGAAGGCCAACUCCCUCUUCAUUGACAAGGAGAAGUGCAUGGGGAUGCGCAAGACCUUCCCCAGCACCCCACGCCUGGUUGGCUACACCUGA